Messenger RNA from Peniophora sp. CBMAI 1063, 741 nucleotides. NCBI's taxonomy places the organism in Eukaryota, Fungi, Basidiomycota, Agaricomycetes, Russulales, Peniophoraceae. The record is from the annotation of a GenBank genome assembly.
AUGUCCACUCCCUUCACUUUCUACGACCUCCGCAUCGCCGCUGGUGUUCCUGCCAGCCCGAACGCUUGGAAGAUUCGCUACACUCUCAACAUCAAGGGCCUACCGUACAAGACAACGUUUGUCAACUUUGUGGACAUCAAGCCUACUUUCCAGGCGGCCAAAAUCCCCCCUUCAGAGGGCGAGUUCUACACCGUACCUGCCAUCAUCGAUCCAGCCACCGGCGCGGCCGUAUCAGACUCUGUCAAGAUUGCCGUCUAUCUCGACACUCAGUACCCCGACACGCCCGCGGUUUUUGCGCCGGAGACCCGCGAGGCACAGACGAUAUACAUGAAGACAAGCCUGCAGCCUCUCUUAUUGACCGUCUUCCCACUGCUCGUGUUUGGCAUCUAUAACGGCCUUGACGAGAAGGACAAGGAGUACUUCCGCCGCACUCGCGAGGCGCGUUUCGGCCGUCCUCUAGAGGAGAUUGCUCCUCAGGGCGAGAAACGCGCGGCCGCACUCGCCGCCUUCGCCUCCGGGCUCGAGAAUGCCGCAAAGGAGGUGACAAAACACGCUGGCGAAGGAGCACUCUUCUUCGGGGGUGAUAAACCUUGCUUUGCCGACAUCGCUCUCGCGGCGUCUUUCAAGUCUAUCGUCAUCGGCAAUGGCCGUGAUGGCGAGGUGGGCAAGGUCAUCUUCGGUAACGAGUGGGCGGCCAAGUUCUACGAAGCGUUCGAGAAGUGGGCAUCCAUUGAGGCGUAG